Messenger RNA from Neocloeon triangulifer, 6270 nucleotides. RefSeq names its product gamma-aminobutyric acid type B receptor subunit 2 (gene GABA-B-R2). The transcript is spliced from 21 exons. Gene Ontology annotation, cellular component: G protein-coupled receptor heterodimeric complex; membrane. Lineage: Eukaryota; Metazoa; Arthropoda; Insecta; Ephemeroptera; Baetidae. Gene Ontology annotation, biological process: G protein-coupled receptor signaling pathway; gamma-aminobutyric acid signaling pathway. The record is from RefSeq and is a predicted model, not a curated record. The coding region runs from base 878 to 4483 and encodes 1201 amino acids. Gene Ontology annotation, molecular function: G protein-coupled GABA receptor activity.
AGAAUUAAAGGCAUUAAAGCAACAGAAGACACAUGGCUGAUCGUCGAUGUACUAAAAUGUACUACAUACCUGAAAUUAUUAAUCUUUCCGCCAACAUUUUUGACCUUUUUGCCACAAAUAUCGUCCCUUGUGUGCCGGUAACCAAUAAUCGAGACCUCCGGAGGCUCGAAAGCAACGGUGGUCGAGCGAAAAUGGUCCCAAAUCGACCAGAAACUCGACGUGCUGAAGGAACGGCACGACCCCCUUUAGAUCCAAUCCAAGUUCUUCGGGAACUCCAUUUUGGGGGUGUCCGCCAUCAGGUUAGGAAGCCAGGACUGCUGCCGUAAAGUAGGACCGGGAUGGAGGCGAUUGGUAGCAGGAGCUGACCCUUCAAGAACCCUCCACAGCGCCCGCCGUAUGGGUAGCCAUGAGGGCAAAAACCCUCGUCCUCAACUUGCAGAUGCUGGGUUGCCUGGCUAUAGCACCCUAGUGUACCUGGAAGAUGGCUCUCACCUACGGAGGUUUUGCCAAAAAGGACCUCCAUUUCGGAGGACGAUUGAUUUGCCCAAGUGGCAGUUAUUUUCGCUGCUGAGGCCGGAGAGACCAAGGCUGGCCUGUAGAUGAUCAAAUUCCUGCCCCAGAAGAACCUGCUUCUUUGAGACACCCAAACUAUCAACAAAUUAACUGCAGAGAGGUGGAUGGACCAGUCAGCUCAUUACCUUCACUCAGGCCGUCUCUUUUUCUCUCUCUCUCUUUCUACCCCGCAGCCCCGAGAGCGAGCCAACGAACGGAGACAACGAACUGCAGUUCGGACCAAACACGAGAGCGGAACAGACUUGGAAUGCUUGUCGGCGGAGGAGGCAGACGGCCGCCCCCGGGGGCGCACAGCUGAUCUAGAAUGCUGAGGCUGCUGCUGCUGCUUGUGGCGGCGUGUGGCCUGGCGUCGGGGGCCGGGGCGGCCGCCUCCGCGCUUGCCGGCCGCACGCGCAUCAACUCGGGCAGCUUGAUGCCGUCCCCAGCCGCCCCCAGGGCCCAAGCACCGCCCCGCCGGCGGGACGUUUACAUUGCGGGCUUCUUCCCGUACGGCAAGCACGUGCCCGAGGCCCGGUUGGGCCGCGGGGUCAUGCCCGCCGUCAAGCUGGCCGUCGACCACAUCAACGAAAGCCCCGACGUGCUGCACAACUACCGCCUGCACAUCUACUGGAACGACACUGAGUGCAACGCAGCCGUCGGCGUGAAGGCGUUUUUCGACAUGAUGCACGACGAGCCGCACAAACUGAUGCUCUUCGGCGCCGCUUGCACCCAAGUCACCGACCCCAUCGCCAAAGCCUCCAAGCACUGGCGCAUCACCCAGCUGUCGUACGCGGACACGCACCCGAUGUUCACGGCGGACAACUUUCCCAACUUCUUCCGGAUCGUGCCGAGCGAGAACGCGUUCAACGCGCCGCGCCUGCGGCUCCUCGAGGCCUUCAACUGGACCAGGGUGGGCACCAUCUACCAGAACGAGCCGCGCUACUCCUUGGCGCAUAACAAAUUGGUGGCGGACUUGGACGACCUGAAGGUGGAAGUGGUCGAAACGCAGAGUUUCGCGAGGGACCCUGCAGAGGCGGUGGCCAAACUGCGCGCCAAAGAUGUGAGAAUCGUGCUGGGAAAUUUCAACGAGACCUGGGCGAGGCGGGUUUUGUGCGAAGCGUUGAAGCAGGGCAUGAUUGGGAGGAAACACCAGUGGCUCCUGAUGGGCACCUACAGUGAGCGAUGGUGGGAGGACGAGCCCAAGCUUGACCUUUUCGACGAGGUCACCGUUCGACCCGGGGAAUGCACCCCUGACCAACUGCGCGAUGCUCUGGAAGGUGUCAUCCUGACCGAUCUGCUGCCGCUCAGCACCAGCGGCGACAUCACCGUGUCCGGCAUUACUGCCGAUGAGUACAAGGCUGAGUACGACGUUCGACGAGGCCGCGAGUACUCGCGGUUCCACGGGUACACAUACGACGGCAUCUGGACGGUGGCCCUGGCCAUCCAGCACGUGGCCAGGGCCAUUCAUCACUUCCGACCCAACCAGACCGUGUCCGACUUCCAGUACAGAGACACUUUGUGGGAGACGCUUUUCCUCGAGGCCCUUCGCAACAUGAGCUUUGAGGGAGUCACGGGGCCUGUGAGAUUUUACAACAAUGAGAGAAAAGCAAGCAUACUACUGAAGCAGUUUCAAGAUGGUGAAGAGGUGAAAAUAGGAGAGUUCAACGCAGUGGCCGACCAGCUGGAUCUGAGUCGGGGCGAACCCAUCAAAUGGCACGGCCGAGGCCCUCCUAGGGACAGAACGGUGACCCUGAUCGAGCACACGCGAAUCGACCUGAAGCUCUACUCCCUGUUGGCGUCCAUUUCCGCCUUCGGGAUCAUCAUGGCCGUCAUUUUCCUCGUCAUCAACAUCACCUACCGCAAUCAGAGGUACAUCAAAAUGUCCAGUCCGUACCUGAACAAUCUGAUCAUCAUCGGCUGCGUGCUGACCUACAUGAGCGUCAUCUUCCUAGGGCUGGACAGCCAGCUGACCUCGGUCACCAGCUUCCCGUACAUCUGCACAGCGAGGGCGUGGCUGCUGAUGUCAGGAUUCUCCCUGGCUUUUGGCUCCAUGUUCUCCAAAACGUGGCGCGUCCACUCCAUAUUCACAGACCUCAAACUAAACAAAAAGGUGAUAAAAGACUACCAGCUGUUCAUGGUGGUCGGCAUUCUGCUGAUGAUCGACGUGGCCAUCAUGACCACCUGGCAGGUCACCGACCCUUUCUACAGGGAGACAAAGCAGAUGGAGUCCUACCCUCAUCCGACGAGUCCCGACACGGUGAUCAUUCCAGAAAACGAGUAUUGCCAGAGUAACAAGAUGAACUACUUCAUCGGUGCCAUCUACGCGUACAAGGGACUCCUUUUGAUCUUUGGCGCUUUCCUGGCGUGGGAAACGCGGCACGUGAGCAUUCCGGCGCUCAACGACAGCAAGUACGUGGGCAUGUCCGUGUACAACGUGGUGAUCAUGUGCGUGAUGGGGGCCGCGAUCUCGUUCGUGCUGAGCGACCAGAAGGACGCCUCCUUCAUCAUCAUCUCUGUCUUCAUCAUCUUCUGCACCACCGGCACCCUGUGCCUUGUGUUCGUGCCAAAGUUAAUUGAACUGAGGCGAAACCCUCAAGGGUCGAUGGAGAAGAGGCUGAGAGGCACUCUGAAGCCGAUGGCCAAGGGUGCGCGGCGCGACUCGACCACAUCCGAGAUGGAGGAGAAACUCAAGGACGCCACAACUCUGAAUCAGCGCUUCAGAAAAACACUCAGGGAAAGAGACACCGAACUUCAGGGCCUGAUUCAACGAUUGGGUCCUGACGCGGACAACCUACCAGGGGAGCCGCCUUCGAGACUGACUGUGCCCAAAGAUUCUGCUCUCAGGAGAGAGGCGCCCUCUGCCACUGAAACCACUGACAUCAGCUCAUUAUGUUCAUUGGCUUCCUCUCAAGAAGUCGGCAUCGACCCUGCCAACCAAUCGGACACUCCUGGACAAAGAAAACGGGCGAGCUUCAAUAAGUUGCCGACAAUUUCGGCGUCAAAAGAGACUGUGGCGAUGAUGACGCCGUGCGAGCCGAUCGCAGCCGUUAUGGUGUCGGCGGUGACGGCGUCAAUGACGUUGGAGUCGACGCCCGAAGAGCGGCACAUGUCGGACAAGAGUUGCGGCGCCGGCGACUCGGGCGAGUCGGACGACGACCGGACGGUGCCUGAGAUGGACGAGUCGGACCAGGAGGUGCCGCUACCGUGCAUCAAGAAGGGCGUCUCCUUCAGCGACGUCACGGCCGAGUCGCCGCCGCCCCCGCGGAGGCCACCCACCCCCAAGCACACCACCCCCAAGCACAAAACGCCGCAGCCACCGACGCCGCCGCCCUCGCUGCGGCGCCGCGCCUCGUCCGGCGCCCGGACGCCCACGCACCAGAGCCGCAGGCCGUCGGCGCCGGCCGUCGCGACCAAGGAGCACCCCCACCCCCACCACCACCACCACCAUCAUCAUCACCACCACCACGCGCACCAUCCGCAGGGACACUACCACGACGUGUCCAGGAGCGAGGAAGUACUUUUGGAUGAGCCUGAAAGUCCGCACAGCUCCUCGCCAAUGCAGCGCUCCGUGUCGGAGAGGUCACGCGGGGGCUCGUCGUCCUCUCUGCGAGGGGCCAACGGCGUGGAGCACCCCGCGUCGGCGGCCGCGGCGGUGGCCAGCACGACGGGCCGCGGCCGCAAACCGGCCGCCUACAGUCUCGUGCAGAGUUCGCCGAACGUGAGCAUGGACGGCGCGGCCACGUUGGGCCGCGUGCCCAACAAGAAGCAGCACAUCAACAACAACAUGUCGGCGGCCGACCUCGCCGACAACCUCGCCAUCCUGCCCAUCUUCCAGAAACUGCUGAGCGAACGGCACCGCACCCGCGGCGGCUACUCGAUCGCCUCCUGCCCCAACAUUUCCAUCAAGUGCGACAUCGUCGAGUACCUCUAGAUAAUCAAAUUUUCGAUCGAAUUCUCGGACUCCUGAUUGUUGUUGUUCGUUGUUGUCUCCGGGAGCGGCAGAAUUUUUUGCAAAAAAACAAACAAUUUCCGAAAAAAAUAAUGAUAACGUUGGAUGAAUUUGCCUCGAACGUCGUUUCGGUUAAAAUUUUGUAAUUUGAGAUAAAAAAAUUUGUAUUUAUGAAAUGAGCAAGGCCUAAUUUUUUUCAAAAUCAAUUUCACGUGCGUUCCGAAAGCAAAACAAUUUAACAAUUUAAACUCGGCCUGCUUUUGGAAACGCGCAAGAUUUGACUUGAUGAUUUUUUAAUUUUAUUUUAGUGCUUUUGGUGACUUUCAAUGGAUUAAAAAUACCCUAUUUCCCCCCCGAAAGUGUUGAACGUUCAAAGUGUCCAACGCAAGAAGGUGAUCGAAACAAUUUUGGAAGACGAAAAACUGGUGCAAAAGUUGUAAAUUUAUAUAGAAAUCAUUAUGGUGUUCACACAGCGUUAAAAACUUUUUGGAAAAAUGUUUAAAUUAAAAAAUCAUGUUGAUGUUUUUCAUUUUCUUUCAAGAAGAUAUAUAAAAAAAUCAGGUGUCACUUCUUCAGUUUAUCAGCUCAAUAACUGCGCGCGGCGGCGAAGCAUCCGUUUGCUCAAGUGGACAAAAAUUUACUAAUUAAAGUAUUUACGAAAAAGCGUUUGUCUCCUCCGAUGUCUCAAUCAAAACGACGAACGUAUCUAUGCGUCUUAAAAAUCUGAACAAAACAAACCGAGUGCUGACUGUGUGGUGAUUCUAUUCAACACAAAAACACUAGGACGAAAAAUAACUGAAAUAAAAUGAAUGAAAAAAAGUGCGCGCCGAGGAGAGCCUCACAUUCUGGCCAAAUGGAAAAAAAAUCGAUAAUGAGCCCAUCGAGUUUUUAAGAAGUUGCAAAUUGUCAAUUUUAUACAAAGGUGUUUUAAAAUAAGUGUGGAAAAUUAUUAUUUAUACUUCUCAAUUUAUUUUAUUUUUUGAUUUGUUAAUGAAAAUAUUGUACAAGGAAAGUAGAAUUGCAGACAUAUCAGUGAAUGCAGUUUGGUUCUUUGGAAGAAUUAGAAAAAUUCCUGUUAAAGAAUCUAACUGCAUUCGGAAUUUUAAAUUUCACAAUAUUUUGUUGAUUUCUUAAAAUCAGGCUUGUCGCUAGUUCCUAAAAAUCUCGCAUGAUUCUCAAUUUCUCGUGUUGUAUUCACAUCUAAUGAACAUUUAAUUCAAAUGGUGCAAGACGUCAAUUACAAAUUAACAUAGUGUUAAAUAUAUUCUAAACGCAAUUUGCACUAAACAUCCGAAACUUUGGCCAGCGUGUGUUGGCACAAAAGGGGCGCUUAAUCGAUCAUUGUAACUGUGUUGUUAUGGGCCUAUGCCGUAAUUAAAUGAUAAAAAACAAUUAUUAAAAUUAUAUAAAUUGGUUGAAAAGAGAAUGCAUGAUUUGAGUGGCCUAUGUUUCGAUUAAUUGGUCAGUGUUUAGCAGAUUCUCUAAUAAAUGUUUAUUACGAAAUCUCAAAUCUCAUUUCUAUAACAAGUCUCUGUGAAGAAAUUCAGAUAAAAAAAUCAAUUAAUCCACAUAAUUCAAUGGGAGUUAUGUUUUCUUAUUAGAACGGAUGUGAGAAAUGGCGAGAUGAAAGAGUGACUUGAUUGAGGAGAUUAAUCGUUAAUUGGCUGUUUCGUUUCUAUAUAACUGUAGUGCGGCGAUCUCCAAUCCUGAUUGUGUGUGUCUGAAUGCAAGUGUGGCAAGAGACAUUUUAUUAAUAAAAUCGAAAAGUG